This is a messenger RNA of Lathyrus sativus (Indian pea), 546 nucleotides long. The record is from the annotation of a GenBank genome assembly. Lineage: Eukaryota; Viridiplantae; Streptophyta; Magnoliopsida; Fabales; Fabaceae.
AUGUUCAAAAAAUUUUCAUCUGAAGAGGUGUCUGCACAGAAUCAAGUGAAGGCUUCUGUUCAACGAAGAAUAAGGCAAAGUAUUGCAGAUGAGUACCCAGGACUUGAACCAGUUUUGGAUGAUAUACUUCCCAAGAAAUCCCCUCUUAUAGUUGCUAAAUGUCAGAACCAUCUCAAUCUCGUUGUGGUGAACAAUGUGCCUUUGUUUUUCAGUGUUCGUGAUGGCCCUUACAUGCCUACCUUGCGACUGCUCCAUCAAUAUCCAGAUAUAAUGAAGAAAUUACAAGUUGACCGUGGUGCAAUAAGAUUUGUUUUGGCUGGUGCAAACAUAAUGUGUCCCGGCCUCACAUCUCCUGGGGGUGUUUUGGAUGAGGAAGUGGGGGCAGAAUGUCCUGUGGCUAUCAUGGCUGAAGGAAAACAGCAUGCCCUUGCCAUCGGAUUUACAAAAAUGUCUGCAAAAGAGAUAAAAGCAAUCAACAAGGGAAUUGGGGUCGACAACUUGCAUUAUCUUAAUGAUGGUCUUUGGAAGAUGGAGAAAUUUGAUUGA